CUCGACUGGAACACCUUCUUUGCCCUACGCAAGACACGAAGGCGAUACCAGCAGGCAUGCAGCAUAGUCACCAUGAUGAUCGGCGGAAGCUUGGCAGGACUCGUUCUCAUCAACAUCGACGUAGACUUCCUCGGCAAACUGCCCCUCGACCCGUUCAUCACCUUGGGUUUGAUCACCAUGAGCUCUGCUGCCCUGGGCUGGUUGGCCGGCCCAAGUCUCGGCUCCACCAUCUUUUACAUCGCCAAGAGGGGAGUCAAGACCCCCAUGGCCAACAAGGAGGUCGAGUUCUUUGGCAGGAUCAAGAAGAACCGCGUGGACCCCAGCGUCAGCUCCGUCGGAAACCCUGUGCCCGAUUACUAUGGCGAGAAGAUCUCCAGUGUCGCUGGAUACAGACAAUGGCUCAAGGACCAGAGAGCCUUCAACAAGAAGCGUACCAGCUUCCUCUAA
Molecule: messenger RNA, 447 nt
Organism: Truncatella angustata
Lineage: Eukaryota; Fungi; Ascomycota; Sordariomycetes; Amphisphaeriales; Sporocadaceae
Product: mitochondrial import protein Pam17
Exons: 2
Biological process (GO): protein import into mitochondrial matrix
Cellular component (GO): PAM complex, Tim23 associated import motor
Source: RefSeq, a predicted model, not a curated record